AUGUCGGACGUGGGCGACAGCAACAACCACAAGCGGUCCAAGUCCGCCGCGGCGCUGUCGCUAUUGCGCCGCAAGGACACUCGAGACGAUGAAUCCGGAUCUGAAGACGGUCGAUUAUCGACCACGGGCAGCCAUGCUUCCCCUCCGAAAUCCAGCGCGCCCCGAAGCCAUGUGUCUCGACUCUCAACACCAUCGGCUGUUCUGAGCAGAACACCUUCUAACAACCAGGCUGCUGCAAACGCAAAAGCUUCUCCAACUCAAGAGACCAAAACCGGUAGCCUGGAACAAUCUAUACGCAAAUUUAGGGUUGUUGAGGCCCUGAGGAGCGGAGAUACCGCAUCCAUAUCCAAGGUCAUUCGGGAGACGGCGGACGGGCUCCCACGUGCAAGCACAUCGUCGCAUAGUGGGGCUAGUGCUGCUGGGGCAUUGGAAGAUACGACGAUACUUCAUUUGGCUAUGCAAUGCGCCGAGUUCCCCGUUAUCGAAUACGUUCUGUCCGAUGGCCUCGGCAGCUUGGACGUGAAUGCUCGGGAUAAAGAUGGCAACACUCCGCUGCAUGUUGCCGCCAUGCACAGCCGCACUCAGGCAGUUAAGCUUCUCUUGGAGCAAAAAGAGAUCAACGAUGCGAUUGCAAAUUCUCAGGGCAAAUUGCCCAUCGACCUAGCUCGAAACCCCGAGAUAUUCCAGCUCCUUCAGCUCUCUCGAUCCCUCUUCGCAGACACCAAGGUGCAGCAGGUACAGGACCUGAUCGCCAAGGGCGACUACGAAACUCUUGCCCAGGUGCUGGAAGAGGCGCGAUUAAAGACUAUGCUGGACAUCAAUAGCACUGAAUUUGUGUUGGAUCCAGCUGUUGUGCAGGCUGGAGGCACAUUACUCCAUGAAGCAGCCAGAAAGAAGAACACUCAGCUCAUCCAGGUCCUAUUGCUUCACGGCGCCGACCCCUUUCGUCGUGAUCGAAGAGGCAAGCUGCCUCAAUCCAUUACCAGCGACGACAAUGUCAAGGCCAUUCUAAAGAAGUCGCCAGCUGCUGUAGCGGCCCAGAGAGGAAUCCAAGAGAAAGCUGUCCUGGGACACGCUGCCUCCCAGAAUGCCGCAGCUGGCGGACCCAGCGAUCCCUUGGCGGGACGUGAAGCUCGCGAGAUGAAGGGAUACUUGAAGAAAUGGACCAACUAUCGCAAGGGUUACCAGUUGAGAUGGUUUGUGCUCGAGGAUGGCGUGUUGAGCUACUAUAAGCACCAAGACGAUGCUGGUUCUGCAUGCCGGGGCGCCAUCAAUAUGAAAAUUGCCAAACUCCACAUGAGCCCAGAUGAAAAGACCAAGUUCGAGAUUAUCGGAAAGUCGUCCGUAAAGUACACUCUCAAAGCGAAUCAUGAGGUGGAAGCCAAACGAUGGUUCUGGGCCCUCAACAAUUCAAUCCAGUGGACCAAAGAUCAGGCGAGAGAGGAGGAGCGCCAGGCAGCUCGUAGCGCGGAGCUUCUUCGGCAGGCCAAGGCCGACCAGAGCGGCUCGCUCUCUAUCCAAGAUUCUCACAGCGAGAACACGAGCAUGACGGAUUUGAGGCGUGUCAGCACGCAGCCGCAAGCGCGCCCAAUCUUGGCUGUUAAAAAGUCAGACAUGACUGGGACAAGUUUAGCGGAGAGCGUGGAAGAGGAAGAUUUCGUGGAUACCUUUACAGAAGCGGAUGGACAUGGAGCUGGUCCUGGCACGGCACCCGGAGAUCAAGAUGACGAUGACGACUAUGGAGAAGACACUAGCGGUCGCGAAGAGCCCCAAGCAACUAAGGAUGCGCUCAACAUUACUGCGCAGUCAGCAAAACUGCAGCUGGAGACGAUGGCAAGCGUUCACUCAGCCCUUUUGAGUGAACUUUCCCUCCGCCCUGCUACGCCAAUAUCGGAUGUUCAAGUCGCGCAGGCUCUCUCCACAUACGAUGCUGCUAUCCGAAGUUUGACGGGUCUGGUCGGGGACCUGCUCCGGAUUUCAAAAGACCGUGACGCAUUCUGGCAAUAUCGUCUUGAUCGGGAGUCUGAUAUGCGGCGUAUGUGGGAGGAGAGCAUGGCACAGGUAGCUCGCGAGCAGGAGAUCCUCGAAGCCCGGGUCGGUGAAUCGGAGAUGAAGCGUAAGCUGGCCAAGAAGGCGCUGCGUGAGGUGAUGGAGGGUAGUGGUCUGCCUUCUGCUAGCGUGACACCAACGAUCGAAAAGGUUCAGGAAGAGGUUGAAGAGGCUGCUGCCAUUGCCAAGGCAUCGAGCAAAAACCUGGCCCGAAAACAGACUGCUCUUGAGCAGUUGGCGGAGAUGUCUGACAGUGAGUCUGGAGUAGAGGACGAGUUCUUUGAUGCUGUAGAUGCUGGCGACGUCGAAGUUACGGAGCUUCCCCACAUUGAAGCAAAGCAGGAGACGAAGGAAGUUGCUACUUCUGGCUUGGAUCUUAGCAGCUCUUUCAAGGGAUAUGAGAAUGGAAUUCGAUCCAGGCUCAAAAUGGAGAGUGAUGAUCGGCCCAAAAUUUCUCUCUGGGGUAUCCUCAAGUCAAUGGUUGGCAAGGAUAUGACCAGGAUGACACUGCCUGUGUCAUUUAACGAGCCGACAUCAUUACUGUAUCGCUGCGGUGAAGACAUGGAGUACGCGGAUCUCCUCGACUUAGCAUCCGAACGCGCCGACUCGAUCGAAAGACUCAUGUACGUGGCCGCUUUUGCUGCCAGUGAGUACGCAUCUACCAUUGGCCGAGUUGCAAAACCUUUCAAUCCCCUGCUGGGUGAAACAUUUGAAUAUGUUCGCCCUGACAAAAACUACCGCUUCUUCAUCGAGCAGGUCAGCCACCACCCGCCAAUCGGCGCUGCCUGGGCAGAGGCACCCAACUGGACGUACUGGGGUGAAUCGCGAGUCAAGUCCAAAUUUUACGGCAAAUCGUUCGACAUCAACCCUCUUGGAACAUGGUUCCUCAAGCUUCGACCUACCGUUGGGGGAAAAGAAGAUUUUUACACGUGGAAAAAGGUGACAUCCUCGGUUAUCGGCAUUAUCACAGGAAAUCCCACGGUAGACAACUACGGCCUCAUGGAAGUCAAGAACUGGACGACUGGAGAAGUAGCUGAGGUUGACUUUAAGGCUAGGGGAUGGACUGCCUCAAGCGCAUACCGGAUUGCGGGCAAGAUCAUGGAUGCCUCAGGCCAGGUGCGAAUGAGCCUAGGCGGUCGCUGGAACUCCAGGUUAUAUGCCCGAUUGACUCCAGGGUACGAGGCUGCUGUUGACGCGCCCUCAACUAAGAAUGGAGAUAUUGUCCACCGAGGUAGCAUCGCAGAUCCAAGCCGGGCUUACCUUAUCUGGCAGGCCAAUGAGCGACCGACGGGCAUUCCUUUCAACCUGACUCCGUUUGUGCUUACAUUCAACCACAUCGAUGACAACCUAAGGCAGUGGAUUGCCCCUACAGACUCACGUUUGCGACCAGAUCAACGGGCCAUGGAGGAUGGAGAGUACGAUUUUGCCGCGACAGAGAAGAAUAGGUUAGAAGAGAACCAGCGUGCCCGCCGACGAGCGCGUGAGAUUGCUAAUGGAAAUUUCAAUUCCAAAUGGUUCACAAAGGAAAUCUGUGAAAUUACAGGCGAAGAGUACUGGAAAUUCAACGGCGAGUACUGGAGGCGGAGAGAAAAGGCCGGACCUGAUGGCGAUUACGAGGCAGCGUGGGCAGGUUUGGAGCCUAUUUAUGACGAUAUACAGGCUUAG
Messenger RNA from Trichoderma gamsii, 3714 nucleotides. RefSeq lists its product as hypothetical. NCBI's taxonomy places the organism in Eukaryota, Fungi, Ascomycota, Sordariomycetes, Hypocreales, Hypocreaceae. The record is from RefSeq and is a predicted model, not a curated record. The transcript is spliced from 3 exons. Gene Ontology annotation, cellular component: cytosol; membrane; intracellular membrane-bounded organelle. The coding region runs from base 1 to 3714 and encodes 1237 amino acids. Gene Ontology annotation, molecular function: protein binding; sterol binding. Gene Ontology annotation, biological process: endocytosis; exocytosis; maintenance of cell polarity.